UGGUAAAACACUCACCCUUUUAACAGUUAUAACCCACCCCCCACUUUUCUCUCUACUUUUACCCAGUUACAACCUUUAUAACCCACAACUCCUCUCCUCUCUCUCUCUCUCUCUCUCUCUCUCAUCUGCAAGCUCCAACGCCAAAAGGUAAGAAUGGAUGAAAAGGUUCUGUUUCACGCAUAAAAGGAGGAGGUUUUAAGAUCUUGGAAGAGGGGUACCUCUGUAAGAGUUGCAAUGCCAGUUCCUCUUGCUCCAUAUCCAACUGCUACGGCACCGUUUACACCACCUGCAAAUGGUGCACAAAGCCAGCUAGUGUGUUCCGGAUGCCGAAACCUUUUACUCUAUCCAGUUGGAGCAACCUCUGUAUGUUGUGCUGUCUGCAAUGCAGUCACAGCCGUGCCACCCCGUGGCACGGAAAUGGCUCAGUUGGUUUGUGGAGGCUGUCACACCUUACUCAUGUACAUUCGUGGAGCGACUAGUGUACAAUGCUCGUGUUGUCAUACUGUCAAUUUAGCCUUGGAAGCAAAUCAGGUGGCACAUGUCAAUUGUGGGAACUGUCGGAUGCUGUUAAUGUACCAAUAUGGAGCACGGUCUGUGAAAUGUGCAGUUUGCAAUUUUGUGACAUCAGUUGGGGCCUCAACAAGCACUACUGAACAAAAGUUCAACAGCUAAAAUUGUGCAACAGUUAAGUUGGUUACUAGUUACUACAAAGACCAUUUCAGUUUCGGAACUCACAGAGUCCCCCCAGUAUGUGCAUCUCUGAACAAGCAAAACAUUUUCUCCUUGCUACUUGUAUAGAGUUAUUUUCCCCUUGCGUGACUUUAUUAUGAAUAAGAAGUUUUGGUAAUUAAAUUAGAUGUCUGAGAAGUAAUGUAUAAGCAGACUUUAAGGUUAUGAGUGCAUUUAAUGUUAUUGGAUAAGAAAAACUUCAUUUUCCUUCGAGUUUCAGAUAUGCAUCAGUGGCAUAAAG
This is a messenger RNA of Camellia sinensis, 970 nucleotides long. Its product is annotated as protein LOL1. The record is from RefSeq and is a predicted model, not a curated record. Lineage: Eukaryota; Viridiplantae; Streptophyta; Magnoliopsida; Ericales; Theaceae.